Messenger RNA from Notolabrus celidotus (New Zealand spotty), 2937 nucleotides. Its product is annotated as ADP-ribosylation factor-binding protein GGA1-like. The transcript has 17 exons. NCBI's taxonomy places the organism in Eukaryota, Metazoa, Chordata, Actinopteri, Labriformes, Labridae. Gene Ontology annotation, cellular component: trans-Golgi network. The record is from RefSeq and is a predicted model, not a curated record. The coding region runs from base 83 to 2056 and encodes 657 amino acids. Gene Ontology annotation, biological process: vesicle-mediated transport; intracellular protein transport. Gene Ontology annotation, molecular function: phosphatidylinositol binding; ubiquitin binding; small GTPase binding.
GCUCGCGCUCUACGUCUCCUCUGACGCUACGUUGCAGUGUGCAAGUCUCGCGAGACUGACACUUCACUUAAGUCUCGCUGUGAUGGCUGCGCCCCCCGAUGCGGAGAGUUUGGAGUCUCGUAUCAACCGAGCCACGAACCCUCUGAACAGAGACACAGACUGGAGCAGCAUCCAUGCCUUCUGUGACCAGCUCAACAAUGACCUGGAGGGACCUCAGCUGGCUACGAGGCUCCUCGCCCACAAGAUUCAGUCUCCACAGGAAUGGGAGGCCAUGCAGGCCCUGCUGGUUCUGGAGACGUGUAUGAAGAACUGUGGGAAAAGGUUUCACAGUGAAGUGGGCAAAUUCCGUUUUCUCAAUGAACUCAUCAAAGUAGUUUCUCCAAAGUACCUGGGCUCUCGGUCUCCUGAGCCAGUGAAGAAGAAGGUCUUGGAGUUGAUCUACAGCUGGACGUUGGGGUUACCUGACGAGGCGAAGAUCUCUGACGCCUACACGAUGCUGAAGAAACAAGGUAUUAUUAAACAAGACCCCGAGCUCCCACCGGACAAACUGCUGAACCUUCCUCCACCCAGACCCAAGAACGCCAUCUUUGAGGACGAGGAGAAGUCCAAAACGUUGUCUCGCCUGCUGAACAGCACGCACCCCGAGGACCUGAAAGCUGCGAACAAACUCAUCAAGGAAAUGGUUCAAGAGGAUCAGAGGCGAGCAGAGAAGGUAUCAAAGCGAGUGAACGCCAUCCAGGAGGUGAACGAGAGCGUCGCUCUGCUGACUCAGCUCCUGCAGGACUACGACGGCAACGCCCCCAACCAGAGCAACCAUGAACUCAUCCAGGAUUUGUACCAGCGCUGUGAGAAAAUGAGACCCACACUGUUCAGACUGGCGAGUGAUACGGAGGACAACGACGAGGCUCUCGCCGAGAUCCUGCAGGCCAACGACAGCCUGACUCACGUCAUCAACCUGUACAAGCAGCAGGUGAAGGGCGAGAUCGUGAACGGGAACAACACCUCCAACACACAGAAUCCAUCAGGAGGGACGGCGCUGCUGGACCUGACGGGCCUGGACACGUCACCACAGUCUCCUCCAUCCUUCCCAGAGUUCCCCACUUCCAUAGAAAGCCUCAACGCCCCUCUACAAGAGACGGGGAUCAGUCUCCUGGAUGACGAGCUCGUCACUCUCGGUCUAAGUGAAGGAACACACACCUCCAACGCUCCCUCACAGCCAGAGGACUCCAUAGCCUGGGACUCUUUCCAGUCCUCAGACAGCAUAGACGCAGACAUCCCAGCAGCACCCAGUCUCCUCCUGAGUCCAGACCCCCCCUCCCACUCUCAGCUCCUCUCGUCUGGAUCCACUCCUGGGAACUCGGCGCUGGACGAGCUGGACCUGCUGGGGAAGGCGCUGCUGCAGCAGUCCCUGCCUCCAGAGGGGCUGCAGGUCAAAUGGGACAAGCAGCAGUCUAAACCGACUCUGAGAGACCUCCAGAACAAGUCUGUAUCCAACACAGCCCCCGUCACAAUCCCAGCAUUCACCUCUGAACCUCCUGCACCCGUUAACUCCCAGCCCAGCCUCGGAGCCACGCUGCUGGACAUGUCCCCGACUCGCAGCGAGGCCGCAGCUCCAGAGGUCACCCUGACCGACGUGUUCGUCCCCUUAGAAUCCAUUAAGCCCAGUAGUCUGUUACCUGUCACUGUGUUCGACGGACACAGCCUGCGGGUCCUCUUUCACUUUGCCCGUGACUCGCCUCCGUCUCGCCCCGAUGUGCUCGUCGUGAUCAUCUCCAUGCUGUCGUCUGCUCCCGUCCCCGUCACCAACAUUAACUUCCAGACGACGGCUCCAAAGUCUAUGGCGGUGAAGCUGCAGCCUCCGUCAGGAUCAGAGCUCCCAGCCUUCAACCCCAUCCUCCCCCCCGCUGCCGUCACACAGAUCCUGCUGCUGGCAAACCCCAACAAGGAGAGAGUCCAGCUGGAGUACAGACUCACCUUCACCCUGGGCGAUCAGGCGCACAGUGAGAGCGGCGCCGUAGAACAGUUUCCUCCUGUGGAGACGUGGGGGAGUCUAUAGCACUCACAGCCUCCUGACAGACUGCUUCCUGAUCCUCCUCUCCAUGAUGCUCACGCCUUUCCUUUGUAAUCACUCUGUACUCUUCUUGAUUCUGGGUCGGACCCUCUCCUGCUCCGGCGCUGUGAUGUGGUCUCUGUCUCUAGGUCUAGUCUGCUUUCUGUGGCUGCUUUAAAUCAGACUGUUUCCUGAGGUCGUCAAACGCCGUCAGACGAGUGUGUGGAGAUCAUUUAGUGUGCUUGAUUUGUUUUCGUUCUAACGUCUGCAUGCUCCGCCCGUACGGGGGGGACAUGCGCUCUAAUCCAGCUCGCCAGCAGAGGGAGGCGGAGCAUCAACAGACUCAUCUCAUCGGUUUCAGAUGGAUCAGCGUUUUGUGGUGUCUGCUCUGAAGUUAUUUCAAUGAUUCUGUCCUCUUCUUAAUUUGCACAGAUUCUGUUCUUGGUCCAUUCUUCUGUCUCUUCCUCUUCAUGUGUGAAUCCUGAGUUCAUCAGAGUGUGUGUGUUAUCUGCCAUAUGUGCCUAUUUUGCAGUUCUAAGUGUGUCUGGAUGAACUUGAGUUCUCUUCUGUUACGUGUGGGUUAUUCAGAGGAGCAGAGCCGCUUCAUCCUCACCUUUAACCUCUUCAUAUUUAAACCUUCUUUACUUUCAUUCAGUGGAUCAGAGCCUCUCUCUCUCUCUCUCUCUCUCUCUCUCUCUCUCUCUCUCUGACCACGGCGUCCGUCUCAACACGUUCAGCUUGUUUCUGCAUGUCAGCUGAACACGUCACAUUCCUCCUCUCCGCCUGUAAAUAACAUGAUGGCAGUUCUGUCGUGUACAUUUGACUCUGUGAGAGCGUAACACUGGUAAAAUAUUCAGAAUGGGUAAUAAAGAUUUUUUUUUCUUGGA